Elgaria multicarinata webbii is the source of this 4897-nucleotide messenger RNA. RefSeq names its product misshapen like kinase 1 (gene MINK1). Lineage: Eukaryota; Metazoa; Chordata; Lepidosauria; Squamata; Anguidae. The record is from RefSeq and is a predicted model, not a curated record. Gene Ontology annotation, biological process: protein phosphorylation. Bases 190 to 4434 code for a protein of 1414 amino acids. The transcript is spliced from 34 exons. Gene Ontology annotation, molecular function: protein kinase activity; ATP binding.
AGCGAGGCGGGCGAGGAAGGAGGCAGAAGGAGCCGCGGCGGCCCAGGCGGAGGCGGAGGCGGAGGCGCAGCCGGCUUGAUGGGGCCGCAGCACUGAGGGGGAAGGAAAGCAGAGAGCGAGAGCGAGCGAGCGAAGGAGGAAGGGAAGGAAGCGAGGGAGGGGAGCAGCAGCAGCCCCCCCUCCGCCGCCAUGGCCGACCCGGCCCCCGCCCGCAGCCUCGACGACAUCGACCUCUCCGCCCUCAGGGAUCCCGCUGGCAUUUUUGAACUGGUGGAGGUGGUCGGCAAUGGGACCUACGGCCAAGUGUACAAGGGCCGCCAUGUCAAGACUGGGCAGUUGGCUGCCAUCAAAGUCAUGGACGUCACCGAGGACGAAGAGGAAGAGAUCAAGCAAGAGAUCAACAUGCUGAAGAAGUACUCGCACCAUCGCAACAUUGCCACCUACUACGGGGCGUUCAUUAAGAAGAGCCCCCCCGGCAACGACGAUCAGCUCUGGCUGGUGAUGGAGUUCUGCGGUGCUGGCUCGGUGACGGACCUGGUGAAGAACACCAAGGGCAACGCGCUCAAGGAGGACUGCAUUGCCUACAUCUGCCGGGAGAUCCUCAGGGGCCUGGCCCAUCUCCAUGCCCACAAGGUCAUCCACCGAGACAUCAAGGGCCAGAACGUCCUUCUCACCGAGAACGCGGAGGUGAAGCUAGUCGAUUUCGGGGUCAGCGCUCAGCUGGACCGCACGGUGGGGCGUCGCAACACCUUCAUCGGCACCCCGUACUGGAUGGCCCCGGAGGUGAUCGCCUGUGACGAGAACCCCGAUGCCACGUACGACUACAGGAGCGAUAUCUGGUCGCUGGGGAUCACCGCCAUCGAGAUGGCCGAGGGAGCGCCACCCCUGUGCGACAUGCACCCCAUGAGAGCUCUCUUCCUGAUCCCCCGCAAUCCACCACCCAAGUUGAAAUCCAAGAAGUGGUCCAAGAAGUUCAUGGACUUCAUCGACAACUGCCUGAUCAAGGCCUACACCAGCCGCCCCCCCACGGAGCAGCUCCUCAAGUUCCCCUUCAUCCGGGAUCAGCCCACGGAGCGGCAGGUCCGCAUCCAGCUGAAGGACCACAUUGACCGCACCCGCAAGAAGAGGGGGGAGAAAGAUGAGACGGAAUACGAAUACAGCGGCAGUGAGGAGGAAGACGAUGGGCGGGGCGAGGAAGGGGAGCCCAGCUCCAUCAUGAACGUGCCGGGCGAGUCGACGCUGCGCCGGGAGUUCCUCCGCCUGCAGCAGGAGAACAAGAGCAACUCGGAGGCCCUGAAGCAGCAGCAGCAGCAGCUGGCGGCCCAGCACCGCGACUCCGAGGCCCACAUCAAGCACCUCCUGCACCAGCGCCAGCGGCGCAUCGAGGAGCAGAAGGAGGAGAGGCGGCGGGUGGAAGAGCAGCAGCGCCGGGAGCGGGAGCAGCGGAAGCUGCAGGAGAAGGAGCAGCAGCGGCGCCUGGAGGACAUGCAAGUGAUGCGCCGGGAGGAGGAGCGCCGCCAGGCCGAGCGGGAGCAGGAAUAUAUCAGGCACAAGUUAGAGGAGGAGCAGAGGCAGCUAGAGAUCCUGCAGCAGCAGCUCCUCCAGGAGCAGGCCCUGCUCUUGGAGUACAAGCGCAAGCAGCUGGAGGAGCAGCGGCAGUCGGAGCGGCUCCAGCGGCAGCUCCAGCAAGAGCACGCCUACCUGAAGUCCCUCCAGCAGCAGCAGCAGCAGCAGCAGCAGCUUCAGAAGCAGCAGCAGCAGCAGCAGCAGGAGAAGCAGAAGCAGCCCUUGUACCACUACAACCGCAGCGCCAACCCCGCCGACAAGCCCACCUGGGCACGUGAGGUGGAAGAGCGGACGCGCAUGAACAAGCAGAACUCGGCCUCCCCCGUGGCCAAGGCCAAGCUGGGGGCCCCCCCCUCGUCCUCCUCCUCCUCCUCCUCCUCCUCGGGGCCGGACUCCGCCCUCCAGCCCCGCUCGGAGUCGGUGUCGCUCAGCUCUUCCCCCGCCUCGCAGACCCCGCCCAUGCAGCGCCCGGUGGAGCCCCAGGAGGGGCAGCACAAGAGCCACCUGGCCCACCGCGUCCCGCUCAAACCCUACGCUGCCCCCGUCCCUCGCUCCCAGUCGCUGCAGGACCAGCCCAGCAAGAACAUGGCCGCUUUCCCUGUCCAUGACUCCGCCUCUUCCUCCUCCGCCCCCUCCCCACCGCGAGCGGGCAUGAUCCGGCAGAACUCCGACCCCACCUCGGAGGGGCCUGCCCCACAGCCGUCCAGGCCCACCGCUGAGCAGCGAGGACCCUGGGUCAAACUGGAUCCCGAGCCCCCCCCCAAGGUUCCCCAGCGGACGUCCUCCAUAGCAACGGCACUCAACACCAGCGGGGCAAUGAGCGGCGGUGUCGGCGGCGGCAUCAGGCCGGUCCAUGCCGUCCGUGCCAGACCCCGUAGCAAGUCUGCGUGGCAUAUCCACAUGCAGAGCCGGCUGGAGAGGGGCCCCAAGUGGGGCGCUCCUUGGCCAGUCCCUGCUCUCCCCCAGGCGGCAGGCCGGACCCCGUCCCGGGACCCGCUGGCUUCCGGGCCAAACGCCAGUAGCAACCCCGACCUGCGGAGGAGUGACCCCGGCUGGGAGCGCGCAGACAGCUUGCUGCAAGCAGGGGGCGCCAACCUACCCCAAGCAGGUUCGCUGGAGCGCAACCGUGGAGGAGCUCCCCUGAAGCUGGACAGUGCCCCCAUCCUGCCACAAGGGAACAAGCCCAAGGCGGACGACCAUCGCUCCCGGCCCGGCCGGCCAGCAAGCUAUAAGCGGGCAAUCGGAGAGAACUUUGUGCUGCUGAAGGAGCGGCCGGAGGAGGCGGCCCCCAAGCCCCUCAAGAAGGCCAUGGACUACUCCUCCUCCAGUGAGGAGAUGGACUCCAGCGAGGAGGAAGAGGAGGAGGAAGAGGAGGCCGAGGGAGAGCACUCUGAGACUGGCACGGACACCCCGGGGGCUCGGGACGGCGACACGGACUCCGUGAGCACGAUGGUGGUGCACGAUGUGGAGGACUUGACGGGUGGCGGCAGUGGCGGCUCAGAGAGUUCUUACGGCGAGGGCACCAUGUUGGUGCAGCGGACCCCCGAGGAGGAGCGUGGCCUCCUGCACAGCGACAGCAACGGCUACACCAACCUGCCCGACGUGGUUCAGCCCAGCCACUCGCCCACGGAGGCCAAAAGCAGCAACGGCUCCCCCUCCCCUGCCAAGGACGCACCUACGGAUUACCAGUCUCGGGGGCUCGUCAAGGCGCCUGGGAAAAGCUCCUUCACCAUGUUUGUGGACCUCGGCAUCUAUCAGAGCUCCCCGGGAGGGGGAGACACCAUCCCUAUCACUGCAUUUGACCCGGGGCGGCUGGAGCAGCUGCAGCUCGAAGCCCGGAAAGGCUCGGUGGUCAACGUGAACCCCACCAACACGCGGCCCCACAGUGACACGCCGGAGAUCCGGAAGUACAAGAAGCGCUUCAACUCGGAGAUCCUGUGUGCUGCCCUGUGGGGGGUCAACUUGCUGGUGGGAACGGAGAACGGGCUGAUGUUGCUGGACCGCAGCGGGCAAGGGAAGGUCUACGGCCUUAUCAACCGCCGGCGCUUUCAGCAGAUGGACGUCCUGGAAGGGCUCAACCUCCUGACCACCAUCUCUGGGAAGAGAAACAAACUCCGUGUCUACUACCUUUCCUGGCUGCGGAACAAGAUUUUGCACAACGACCCUGAAGUGGAGAAGAAGCAAGGCUGGACCACCGUGGGGGACAUGGAGGGCUGCGUCCACUAUCGCGUGGUCAAGUACGAGCGGAUCAAGUUCCUGGUUAUUGCGCUCAAGAACUCAGUGGAGGUGUACGCCUGGGCCCCGAAGCCCUAUCACAAGUUCAUGGCCUUCAAGUCUUUUGCUGACCUGCCGCACCGGCCGCUGCUGGUGGAGCUGACCGUGGAGGAAGGCCAGCGGCUCAAAGUGAUCUACGGCUCCUGCGCCGGCUUCCACGCCAUCGAUGUGGACUCAGGGAACAACUACGACAUCUAUAUCCCCGUGCACAUCCAGUCGCAGAUCACCCCCCACGCCAUCAUCUUCCUGCCCAACACGGAAGGGAUGGAGAUGCUGCUUUGCUACGAGGACGAGGGCGUCUACGUCAACACCUACGGGCGCAUCAUCAAGGACGUGGUGCUGCAGUGGGGAGAGAUGCCCACCUCCGUAGCGUACAUCUGCUCCAACCAGAUCAUGGGCUGGGGGGAGAAAGCCAUUGAGAUCCGCUCGGUGGAGACGGGCCACCUGGACGGCGUCUUCAUGCACAAGCGGGCCCAGCGGCUGAAGUUCCUGUGUGAGCGCAACGACAAGGUGUUCUUUGCCUCGGUGCGCUCUGGGGGCAGCAGCCAGGUGUACUUCAUGACGCUGAACAGGAACUGCAUCAUGAACUGGUGAGGGAGGGGCCUCAUCCAGCCCCCCCCCAACCCCCCGCCACACCAGGAGGAACGGGAUGAGGCGGAGGAGGAGCAGCGUGGCCGGAACCCCACUGCGCUCAGGCGGCGGACCAACCGGAGCAGCGCGGCCCACGAGACCUUCGCCUUGGCGGUUCAUUCCUGACCUCGGCCUCCCCUUGCCGCCAUUUUGAGGCAGGGGGGUGAGGCCUCUGCCCCCCCCCACACACACACUUACUCUCCCGGCCUCCCUGGGAGCAGGUCGAGGGAGGACUCCCUGAGUAGGCAUCCCCGGGGGAAUCUCGGCAGCGCUCCCUCUGCAGGGCAGCCGGCAGGAGCCCCGUGUCCGUCCGGCCGUCCCAAUCCCAGAUUGCAGCAGCGUUUCUGUGGCCCUUGCAGGAUUGGAGGGGGCAGCCAGGAAGUGGAUGAUCAAAGCCAAAUCAUGUAAAUAAAGAAAACAGCUGGGA